AUGGACCCGCUUGGCGCCACUCAGGCCGACCUUGCCGCUGCUCAGGCGGUGGGAACAGGUGCCAACAGUUUCCCGGGCGCAGCGCCUGAGGUGGCCCGGCAGCGUCAGGCGGAUCAGAGUUCCGCAAUCCUAAAGCUCAAGGGUCUUCCAUACUCAGCAACUGAGAAUGAUAUCCGUCAAUUUUUUGCACCAUAUGAGUUGAAGGGUGUGAGCUUCGUCUAUGAGCCAGACGGACGGCCCAGCGGCUUGGCAUUUGCUGAGUUUGUGAGCAAAGAGGAAGCGCUAAAGGCCCUUUCCAAGAACGGCGAGUAUAUUGGUCAACGUUAUGUUCGUUUGCUGCACGUCCCGCGCGCGGAAAUGGAGGAACAAGUGCGGCUUGGCACUCUGGCAAUCCCGGGCGCUGCAGCCAAGCUUCGCUCUCGGAUGAUGCGCUCUCAGCAACGGAACAGCGCAGUCUAUAUGGCGACUGGGCCGCUCCAGCUUGUGCCAACGACCGCGACAUCGCCCACUAUCAAGAUUCGCGGGCUGCCGUACGGCAGUAGCCCCACGGAGAUCCUUGCGUUCUUCCAGACGUAUCAUUACCUUCCCGAUACGCUGCAGAUCGGUUUAGAUCAGCUGGGGCGCCCGUCGGGCGAGGCAUGGCUCAGCUUCAGCAGUCCACAGGAAGCUCUACGUGCAGUACGCGAUCUAAAUAGGCAUUACCUUGGAACGCGUUACUUGGAGCUCAGUAUCUGCUAA
Messenger RNA from Volvox carteri f. nagariensis, 738 nucleotides. RefSeq lists its product as uncharacterized. The coding region runs from base 1 to 738 and encodes 245 amino acids. The record is from RefSeq and is a predicted model, not a curated record. Gene Ontology annotation, cellular component: ribonucleoprotein complex. Gene Ontology annotation, molecular function: RNA binding. The transcript has 5 exons. NCBI's taxonomy places the organism in Eukaryota, Viridiplantae, Chlorophyta, Chlorophyceae, Chlamydomonadales, Volvocaceae.